AUGGAUCCUCGGCAGUGUACAGGAUCUGUAUUGAUUGGAGUUUACCUGUGGGCGACAUUCUGCUGUCAAGGUUGUCACGGCGGUGUGUACCAGAGGAAGCUGUACCACGACCUCAUGGUCAACUACAGCCGACUGGAGAGACCUGUCCAGAACGACUCGGCACCCAUCGUGGUGGACCUGGGCCUCACACUGCUACAAAUCAUUGAUGUGGACGAAAAGAACCAAGUGUUGAUCACAAAUGCCUGGCUGCAGCUGUACUGGACAGACAUUUAUCUUUCAUGGAACCCAGAGAGCUACCCCGGGGUUCAGAACCUUCGCUUCCCUUCUAAUCUGAUAUGGGUCCCAGAUAUCCUCCUCUACAACAGUGCUGAUGAGAGGUUUGAUGCUACGUUCCACACAAAUGUACUGGUCAAUGCUUCAGGAUCCUGCCAAUACAUCCCACCAGGUAUUUUGAAGAGCACCUGUUACAUUGAUGUACGGUGGUUCCCAUUCGAUGUGCAGAAGUGUGACCUGAAGUUUGGCUCCUGGACCCACAACGGCUGGCUGCUGGACCUCCAGAUGAUGGACGUAGACAUCUCUACCUACAUUCCCAAUGGGGAAUGGGACCUUGUAGGUGUGCCGGCUAAGCGUAAUGAGCUGUACUACGACUGCUGUAAAGAACCUUACCCCGACGUGACGUUCACGGUCACCAUGCGUCGCAGGACACUUUACUACGGCCUCAACCUGCUCAUUCCCUGCGUGCUCAUCUCUGGUCUGGCCCUGCUUGUCUUCUUGCUCCCUGCUGACUCUGGAGAGAAGAUCUCACUGGGCAUCACAGUGCUGCUGUCUCUAACAGUGUUCAUGUUACUGGUAGCAGAGAUCAUGCCUGCCACUUCAGACUCUGUUCCUCUGAUUGCUCAGUACUUUGCUAGCACCAUGAUGAUUGUGGGCUUGUCUGUAGUGGUAACAGUCCUGGUACUCCAGUUCCACCACCAUGACCCCCGUGGAGGGAAGAUGCCUAAAUGGGUUCGAGUCAUCCUCCUCAACUGGUGUGCUUGGUUCCUUCGUAUGAAGAAGCCUGGAGAGGAAAGCAAAACAGCUGUGAGCUCCAUUAGCCCCCCAAACUACAAGUACUCCCACCCUUCUCCUCACCACACCAGCACCAGCAGCAUUCAGAUGAGCACCAUACCGGGCCAGGCAUCCACCCAGUCAACCACCACCAAUGGGAACAUGAACCUGUACUUUGGCUACCACACAAUGGGCACAGACAACCCCGCUUUCCCACCGAGCACUGAUUCAGGUGUGGUGGUGUGCGGCGGUGGUGGAGGUGGCCACCCUAACGGCUCGUCCCCGCACGAUAUCCACUCAGAGCAGACGCGGACUUUGCUGCUGGAGCAGGUUCCGGAAAUUACCCAGAUCCUGGAGGAAGUGCAGUACAUUGCGAGGCGCUUCCGAGAGCAGGAUGAGGGUGAGGCCAUCUGCAGCGAGUGGAAGUUCGCGGCAGCGGUGGUGGAUAGGUUAUGCCUGGUGGCCUUCUCACUCUUCUCCAUCAUCUGCACCUUCACCAUUCUCAUGUCGGCUCCAAACUUCAUUGAGGCGGUGUCCAAAGACUUCACAUAA
This is a messenger RNA of Toxotes jaculatrix (banded archerfish), 1599 nucleotides long. Its product is annotated as neuronal acetylcholine receptor subunit alpha-7-like. Gene Ontology annotation, cellular component: postsynaptic membrane; synapse; neuron projection. Gene Ontology annotation, molecular function: transmembrane signaling receptor activity; acetylcholine-gated monoatomic cation-selective channel activity. NCBI's taxonomy places the organism in Eukaryota, Metazoa, Chordata, Actinopteri, Toxotidae. The record is from RefSeq and is a predicted model, not a curated record. The transcript is spliced from 10 exons. Gene Ontology annotation, biological process: chemical synaptic transmission; nervous system process; monoatomic ion transmembrane transport. Bases 1 to 1599 code for a protein of 532 amino acids.